Vanrija pseudolonga is the source of this 1717-nucleotide messenger RNA. RefSeq lists its product as uncharacterized. The coding region runs from base 118 to 1668 and encodes 516 amino acids. The record is from RefSeq and is a predicted model, not a curated record. Lineage: Eukaryota; Fungi; Basidiomycota; Tremellomycetes; Trichosporonales; Trichosporonaceae. The transcript has 4 exons.
CACACACAAACACUGGGCAACCGACAACGACGGACCACUCCACCACCCAAACCAACCGUUUACAAUCCUCCGUCGUCACUCUCCUUCAUCCAUCUCCCGUCCAACGCAUCACCAAUCAUGCCGGACGAGCGCACGCCUCUAGUCGGCGCCAGCGCCUCGGCACCACCACCAACAGCAGCAGCAGGAGCAUACGGCACGUCGCCCGCCGUGGCCCAGCCACCAGCCGUUUCGCCCGACACGCCGCUGCAAGAACGUGCGGCGCAGCUGCUCGCCUCGGGCGGCGGCGACAACUCGAACCUGGCCAGCAUCGACCUAACGCACGAGCUCGCGUCGGCGCUGUACGCGCUGCACGUUGUCGAGCGGCACGACCGCGCGCGGGGCUCGGCGCGCGCCGCCGCGUCCCGCGCGAGCGCAACGGCCAGACAGCGCGCCGCGCUCCGCGACCACGCGCUGGCUGUGCUCGACGAGGCGCUGCACGGCGAGCAGCCAGACGAGAACAAGGACGACGAGGAGGACGUCCUCGACCUCAACUUUGGGCUUAUUAUCGAGCCGGGCAACUGGACCACUGUCGCUGCCCUCCUCUCCCACCACACCACCCCCGGCGCCGUGCUCGCGCACCCGCUCAUCCGCGCCGCGCUCCCCCGUGCUUGGUCGCGCCCCCGCCGCACGACGGGGCGCGGCCUCCGCGUCAUCCUCCAGAACGCCGUCACGCCUGCCCGCGCACACGUGCUCGAGCUCGUCGCUUCGCUGGUCUUCGUCGCCCUCACCCUCGUCACGGCGCUCGUGCCAGACGUCGACGUGCGGCCCGACACGUCGGGCCCGACUACCAUCGUCUGGUCGGUGUGGGCGUGGGCCUCGUUCCUUGCCUCCAUCUUCGACACGGCACACAACCGCCGCGGACCCAGCUCGACGUCGCGCAUCAUGCUCCUCCUCCCCGCGCAGUUGGCUGGCAUCCUCCACCCGAUCCCGUUCACCGAGGGCAUCGCUGUGGCCCUCCGCACGCUCGCUAUCCCGUUCAGCACGCUCGCCGUGGUCCUGCCUGCCGCGCCGGCCCUCCCGCUGCUGUUCCCCGCCCGCCUGCUCCCGCUCGCCACGAUACUCGCCGGUAUCCUCGCACGUGGUGCGCGUGCCGCGGCACUGCUCAUCCCGCUCGCGGCCGGCCUGUGGGCCCUCUUCGCCUACGCCCUCAACGGUGACGUCUGGAGGGCUGGUUCCGUCUCUACCAUGACGGGGCCAGGCGGCCCAGUCGAGGUCGGCGUCGCGCCGUUCGAGACCCGUGUCGCGCUCUUCAUCACCCUGGUGCUGGUUAUCGGCCUGAGCGCUGGCCUGUCGAUCCUCCGUGCCCUCGCCCCCAGCAACGAGCUGCACGACGGUACCUGGGAGGCAGAGUACGGCCCAGAUAUCGGGCACGCCUCGCGCCGUGCCCUCGCUGCCGCCGUGGCCCGCUACCUGCCGCCCUCGCGCGACAGCGCGCCGCCAGCCCCGCCCCUACCCAUCCCGUUCAACCUGCUCAUGGUGCCGCUCGACGUUGCGGCCGGCGUGUGGCGCGUCAUCCGCGGCGAGCCACCACUCCACAUCCGCCGCGCACGUGGCUGGCUCGCGAUGAUCAUUGUCGCCGUGCCAUGCCUCGUGCUCGCGCCGCUGUCCCAUCUCCUGCCGUCCUGGUAGAGGCUGUGUUUUAGUAGGAUUAAUACUGUAUGAAGAGUGUGUGGGUGUG